UGUCAAUUAACUGGCGAGUGUUCAAACUUCAAAGGGAGACUGAACCCAAGACCCAUCACAGUUUAAACUCCACAGUUCAAACACACCGCCUUACCACCCACCAACUACUCUCAUAUAACCCAUUUUAACAUCUCCAUUAAAUGCUCUUGUGCUCUCCAUGGCUCCACCUGUCCACUCACCAACGCUUCGUUUUCUCCAAUGCCCAAUGACAUCCCCCACUCCCAACUACUUGAGUGAUUGUAAGAAUUCUCUUCUUAACUUCUUACUUUUGUAGAUUCAAUCUUAAAUCUUGGCUCUUCACUAAGUUUCUGCACCGGUCCCAUGGGGAAACUCUGUAUGAUUUCCGUUUUCUCUAACUUUACUUUCCCUUUUCUUAUUCUUGUAUUUUGUUUACUCUUUGGCAGUCGCAGGGCCGACUUUCCCAACGCUUUCAAGGGUAUUGGAUGCGAUUUGAUAAAUUGUGGGGAAGGAACUUGCAACUCUUCUGGUAGCUCCUUUCUGGGCUUCGAGUGUGAGUGCAAUCCUGGAUGGAAUAAGAUUCAGAUUGGAUCUUUGUCCUUCUCCUCUUGUGUUGUUCCCAACUGCACAGUUGACUUUGGAUGUGGUAGCAAUACUCCUACUCCACCACCUCCUCCUCCUCCAGCUUCUCUGUUUCCACCAUUGAAUUUUUCAGACCAUUGUGCAUUGACAUGGUGUGGCGAUGGAACCUGCAUAGCAAAUGAAACUGGGCACAUCUGCAGUUGCCAUGAAGGUUCAUAUAAUUUGUUCAAUAAUACAAGCUUAGCUUGUUUCAAACAAUGCUCUUUCGGGGCAGAUUGUACGAGCCUUGGGUUUAAUCUUUCACGUCCAAGUCCCAGUUCCAAUUCCAGUUCAUCUGUCUUAGCACAAAACGGUAUGCCACCUCCAAGUCCAAGUAGUUCUGAUUCAACUGACUGGACCAGAAAUGGAGCUAGUGGAAAACCCAGUUGGUGGAGGACUCUAUUUGCACUGACCAUGCCACUGAUCGCAGCUAUAUUUAUCUACUGGGCAUAAAGGCAGCCUGAUCUCUGAGAAAUUAUCCAUUUUGCCUUCGAUAUCUUGAGAGGAGAAUUUUUCAGUUUUGGGUAGGAGAAAAGAGAAGAGAAGAGAAGAGAAGAGAAUAGAUGGCUGCAGUCAAAUUUUACAUUGUUAUAUUAUUUAUUGAAAUGAUUAACCACUGCUUAUGGUGAUGUAAAUGGGGAACUAUCACACUUCUGAUACAAAACAUGAUUAUUUAAGGGGAAUGUUUGUGAAUUA
Macadamia integrifolia is the source of this 1275-nucleotide messenger RNA. RefSeq lists its product as uncharacterized. NCBI's taxonomy places the organism in Eukaryota, Viridiplantae, Streptophyta, Magnoliopsida, Proteales, Proteaceae. Bases 322 to 1032 code for a protein of 236 amino acids. The record is from RefSeq and is a predicted model, not a curated record. The transcript has 6 exons.